GAAAAAUAAUCGUCGAAGGCAGAGGGGAAUGAUCCUUCUUUUCGCUGUGUGACUGAUUAUAUCUCGUAGCAGUCAACACGGGCGGUGCUUCUCCCGUUGCAUGCACUUCGGCGCCUCAACACAAGUCUCCGUCCACUUGGACUGCGCUAGUGUUUAAAACACGCGCAUCGGCGUCUGUUAAGACGAGUGCUGAUUGGCGGACAGGCUUCACGCUCAGAGAGGCUGUCAGUCAGCAGCAGGAGGGAGAGAAAAACACCUCUGGGUUGUUUUUAUCAGGCGGUGAUAGUUGACCAGAUAUCUUUGUCAUUUCAUGACCUGGUAACUUCUAAUCUCAGAGCUCCCGAUGCAUUCUUUGACAGACAGCAGAGCCAGAAUGUAGUGUUGUUGUUGUUGUCGCACACCUUCUCACCAAUAGGUGACAGUGGAUGUUGCUUCAUCCAGACCUCCUCCCUGCUCCCUCUCUGUCCCCUUCACGGGCGGCUGUCUUCUCCUGGAGCCUAGUCCUGCUGUCUGGAGCCCCGUCCUGCUGUCUGGAGCCCCGUCCUGCUGUCUGGAGCCCCGUCCUGCUGUCUGGAGCCCCGUGUUGUAGAUGACUAAGCUGGAGGAGGAGGACACAGAGCAGCGGGUCGGUGAGGAGAUGUCAGAGCGGGGAUGCCUCGUCUUAGAGACUGUGUUGUAAUCGAGGAUAUCUACCUCUCUGACCUGGAACAAACACCAGAGGAGCAACUUUUGAGCCUAACUCGUGGUGACACAUAUAUGGAUGGUGGGCUCGCAGCAUGCCCACCCCCUCAACUACCAUUACACCACUGUCUGGAGGGAGUAGCAGCACCGGAGGAGAAGAGGAGCUCAUGUCUGCCACCUCCGCAUCUUCCCUCGGCUCCUCUUUCCGUUUCGUCCCAGCUUUCUUUCUGGGCGUGGUGGCAGCAGUAGUGUUUCAGCUGGCCUGGGGAGGCCUGACUCUCACCUCCUUCUUCUUGAAGUUGUUCAUCUAUGUGUCAUUUGCCCUUCUGUGUUUCCUGGCUGGGAGCUUUGUCCUGCUGGUGAGGAAGAGUCCUCUCAAAGUCAGCUGCUUUCACAGGAACCGGAGGCAGUCAGCUGUACAGCUGGAGUUCUUCAACAAGCUUAUGGCCCGUUUUUUGGUGCCACUUCCCGAGUCAAGCCAGAGCAGGAGGGUGGUGGUGUCGCACAAUGUGGACAAGUCUCUGAAGGAAGUGUUCGACUUUGCCUACAGGGACUACAUCCUGUCCUGGUACACCCCUCUGAGUCACGAUGAGGGCCAGCUGUACUCCAUGCUGUCAGAGGACUGGUGGCAGAUGAUCGGACAGUUGAGAUCCAGGCUUGCUAAUUUUGACCUUGUUAACGUGGUGUGCUACGACACCAUCCGAAUCCUGCACACACAUUUCACUGACCUCAAGGCUGCAUCUGCAAGACCAGAAGAGUGUGCCCGGCCCUUCCCUCUCCAUCCCUGUCUGGUCAGUCCUGAGUCAGAGCUGGCCUUCCUCCGCUGUGUAGCCAGAAUACUGCUGCUAUGUUUGCUGCCACAUAAGGAUGCCAAGUCACAUACACUACGCUGCUGCCUCACAGAAGUCAUCACUACUAAAGUGUUGAAGCCUUUGGUAGAAGUGCUGAGCGACCCAGACUCCAUCAACCGGAUGCUGUUGUCUCAGCUGGAGCAGAGGGAGCAGCAGGCCGAGCAGCAGAAGAAAGCCUACACCUACGCUGCCUCCUACGAAGACUUCAUCAAACUGAUUUCAACCUCUGCUGAUGUCAAUUUCCUCAAACAACUCAGGUAUCAGAUUGUGGUAGAGAUUAUUCAUGCCACCACCAUCAGCAGCCUGCCUCAGCUCAAAAAGCAGAAAGAUCGUAAAGGUAAGGAGUCAGCAGCCAUGAAGGCAGACCUGCUCAGGGCCAGAGACAUGAAACGUUAUAUCAAUCAGUUAACUGUAGCCAAGAAACAAUGUGAGAAACGGAUCCGCCUCCUCGGUGGACCCAACUAUGAGAACAAUGAGGAGGGAGGAACCGAGGACAGCGAUGAGCCUCAAAGUCAAAAGAUUCUCCAGUUUGAUGACAUCCUGUGUAAUCCAGGUUACAGGGAGCAUUUCAGAGUUUACAUGGAACGAGUUGAUAAGAGAGCUCUGAUAGGCUUCUGGGAACUGGUGGAAACACUUAAAACUGCCAACAAGAACGAAGUGCCCCAGAUCGUAGGGGAAAUCUACCAGAAGUUCUUCGUGGAGAGCAGAGAGAUCCCAGUGGAAAAGUUCCUUCUGAAGGAGAUUCAGCAGAGUCUGGUGGGGAACAGAGGAACACAAGUUUUUGUUAAACUACAAGAACAGGUGGCAGAGACAAUGAGAGAGCGUUACUACCCCUCCUUCCUGGUUUCUGACCUCUACGAGAAGCUGAUCAGGAGAGACGAGCAGCACAGCCAAUCACAAUGUAGCACUGAGGAAAAGGAUGAAGGGUGUCCAGGUCUAGAUGUGGGAGAGGAGGUGGGUGAUGAAGGAAGUAAAGGAAUCAAUGAGCAGGCCAGUUAUGCAGCCACAAAACUCUGCCAGCUCUAUGACAAACUGGAGUACAAGCGACAGGCCUUGGGCUCCAUCCAGAAUGCACCCAAACCCGACAAAAAGAUAGUGAGCAAACUAAAGGACGAGAUUGGAGCCAUGGAGAAAGAACACAGUGAACUCCAGCAGCACAUCAGUAGGACUGACUGGUGGUGUGAAAACUUGGGGCACUGGAGGGCGACUAUUACAACUGCUGAGGCUACAGAGGAAGGUGGCGAGACGGUUGCUUGUUACAGUGUGUGUGUGAGCCUGAUCGACGGAGAGGAGCCGGGUAGCAGUCGCUGGAGCGUCCAGAGGAAACUCACUGAGUUCCAGAUGCUGCACCGGAAACUCACUGAGUGUUUCCCGUCGUUGAAGAAACUCCAGCUCCCAUCAAUCAGUAAACUUCCCUUCAAGUCCAUCGAUCAGAAAUUCUUGGACAAGAGCAAAACGCAGCUCAAUGCCUUUCUCCAGCGCCUGCUGACAGAUGAGCGAUUGUGCCAGUCAGAGGCUCUCUAUGCGUUCCUCAGCCCGUCCCCAGAGCAUCUCAAGGUGAUGUCAAUCCAGAAGAAAUCCUCCUUCUCUCUGGCCUCCUUCCUGGAGAGGCUACCUGGAGACUUCUUCUCCCACACUGAGGAGGAGGUUGAUGAAGACAGUGACUUGUCGGAUUACGGUGAUGAAGGAGACGGGAGGAAAGACGCUCUGGCUGAACCCUGCUUCAUGCUCAUAGGAGAGAUCUUUGAACUCAGAGGAAUGUUUAAGUGGGUGAGGAAGACUCUUAUUGCACUAGUCCAGGUGACAUUUGGACGAACUAUCAACAAACAGAUCCGGGACACCGUUAACUGGAUCUUCUGUGAGCAGAUGUUGGUGUGUUACAUCAGUGUGUUCAGGGACACCUUCUGGCCAAAUGGGAAGUUGGCUCCACACGUCAAAGUGCGGACUGACUCUGAACGCAGUGAAACUAAAGACCGGGCUCAACAGAAACUACUGGACAAUAUCCCAGAUGCACUAGCAAAUCUAGUUGGCCAGCAAAAUGCCCGCUAUGGAAUCAUCAAGAUCUUCAGCGCCCUGCAGGAGGCCAGUGCCAACAAACAUCUUCUCUACGUGCUGAUGGAGAUGUUACUGAAGGAAGUGUGUCCUGAACUCAGGGCGGAGGUGGACAACAUCUGAACUCAAACACACACUCACACCCACACUCAAUACAUGCAGAGUCUUUGGAUCCUUUUGGCCUUUCUGUAGCUGAUCAAUUAAACUGCCAAGAGAGACAGUGAGAUGGCCUUUUGGUUAAACCGGAGACAGAAAGCAGCAGGAAGGACUGUGCUGUGAAAAGAUGAGAAGCUAGGCAGACACCAGGCUGAGAGACGCUGCUGUGUGUGUGCUGUGGUACAGAUCUAAACGUGUCUGUCUGUAUCUUAAAGUCCACAUUCACUAAAACAAACUGAAUCUUUGGUA
Molecule: messenger RNA, 3989 nt
Organism: Notolabrus celidotus (New Zealand spotty)
Lineage: Eukaryota; Metazoa; Chordata; Actinopteri; Labriformes; Labridae
Gene: snx25
Product: sorting nexin 25
Exons: 22
Coding region: 777-3707 (976 amino acids)
Cellular component (GO): early endosome membrane; intracellular membrane-bounded organelle
Molecular function (GO): phosphatidylinositol binding
Source: RefSeq, a predicted model, not a curated record